AUUUCCUAUAUCAUGUCUCUUCCUCGGAGCCUCACUUCGCGUCCUCUGGACCUGGUCUACACCCUCUUUUUCGCAUUCCACAUCCCCAUUUCUCUGCUUCUCGACUUUAAUGCGAUAUAUCCACCGAAAUUUACCCCCGCUGCCCUUACCAGUUUGCAGAUGUGGUAUCUGGAGUUCACCCAGGACCCUCUCAUGGUUGGGAUCGCGAGCGGAAAGGGAGCGACCGAGUUGAUGUGGUUCCAUUCCUUCAUUUACAUGGAACUAUUAUUCCAACUACCCACAUUCGUGCUUGGUAUACGAGGUCUCACCAAAAACUCACCGAAAAUCUAUCCCCUGCUAUGUUUAUACGGCGCUUCUACUGCUACGACUACUCUUCCGUGUCUUCUCCACGUCACACAGGCUUUUCAUGCCAAUGCCAUUACAACCGCACAGUUCAGCAUUUUGAUUUCGGGAUACGUGCCCUUUCUGGUCAUCCCACUGACUAUGGCAAUUGAUAUGGCUUUCAGGUUGUAUGGAAUUGUCAGCGCAGCGGAAGCACUGCAGGGAAGUGGAACUGCUGGUGAAAAGAAGAUGAAACAGACGUAGAAACUGGUGACGGUCGUGCCAAGGCCAUGCUUCCCGUGUUAAUAAUAAUAAUAAUUCUAUGCAAAGAUCAAAGUGCGUCGGCCGGAAUUUCCAGGAGUUGCAUAUAUUCAAUCGAGUCUGUCGAGGGUCGUGGCGCGCGUUUUCCGCACGUUCGUCCACUGGAGCUGCUCGACCCAAGUCUGUAAGAGGGCGCUUGCGCUUUCGGACUUGAAUAAGUACCUUCCAGGUUGUACUUAGGGUCCACGUGAAAACCAGUUGUUUCCAAGUGUGUGAACAUUAACCUCAC
Messenger RNA from Marasmius oreades (fairy-ring Marasmius), 871 nucleotides. RefSeq lists its product as uncharacterized. The coding region runs from base 13 to 585 and encodes 190 amino acids. The record is from RefSeq and is a predicted model, not a curated record. The transcript is spliced from 2 exons. Gene Ontology annotation, cellular component: endoplasmic reticulum. Lineage: Eukaryota; Fungi; Basidiomycota; Agaricomycetes; Agaricales; Marasmiaceae.